Anolis sagrei ordinatus is the source of this 2493-nucleotide messenger RNA. The record is from RefSeq and is a predicted model, not a curated record. NCBI's taxonomy places the organism in Eukaryota, Metazoa, Chordata, Lepidosauria, Squamata, Anolidae.
AUUCAGUCUAAUUCAGAAACGUGUUCUUCUUGGCUGCUGUCUUUUCAGCCUUAAGUAUGAGCCGUGAACAUCAGUAAAUGAUACAGCUUUCGGUCAAGAGAGCAAAACGGGAAAGAAAAUGAAACUCUUUUCAGAAUCGCACAAAACAGCUUUUGUAGUUGACCACUGCCCCUAUAUGGCAGAAUCUUGCAGACAGCAUGUUGAGUUUGAUAUGUUAAUAAAGAAUCGGACCCAAGGAAUCAUACCUCUUGCUCCUAUAUCAAGAUCACUAUGGACCUGUUCAGUGGAAUCAUCAAUGGAAUACUGUAGAAUAAUGUAUGAUAUAUUUCCUUUUAAAAAACUAGUAAACUUCAUUGUAAGUGACUCUGGAGCAAAUGUCUUAAACUCUUGGAACCAAGAAGAUCAGAACCUGCAGGAGUUAAUGGCAGCUUUAGCAGCUGUUGGACCUCCGAAUCCUCGUGCAGAUCCUGAAUGCUGCAGCAUACUUCAUGGCUUAGUAGCAGCAGUAGAAGCACUCUGUAAAAUAACAGAAUACCAACAUGAGGCUCGAACCUUGCUAGUGGAGAAUGCUGACCGGGUUGGAAACAGAGGACGGAUAAUCUGCAUUACUAAUGCAAAGAGUGAUAGCCAUGUCCGCAUGCUUGAGGAGUUUGUCCAGGAAACAAUACACGAGCAUAAUAAACUAGCAGCUAAUUCAGACCAUCUUAUGCAGAUCCAGAAAUGUGAACUGGUCUUAAUCCAUACUUAUCCUUCUGGUGAGGAAAGCCUUGUGUCAGAUCAUCUUAAAAAAGAGCUCUCUCCUAUCUUAACCAGUGAAGUUCAUAGUGUUCGGGCUGGACGGCAUCUGGCCACCAGACUGAAUGUUUUAGUACAGCAGCAUUUUGAUCUGGCUUCAACCACUAUAACUAACAUCCCAAUGAAGCCCACAUUCAAUGUCUGUGACCAGGAAGAACAGCACGCCAACACAUCUGCAAAUUAUGAUGUGGAGCUGCUUCAUCACAAGGAAGCACAUGUAGAUUUUUUGAAAAGUGGUGAUAAUCACAUGGCUGGUAGUAGUAAAGACAGCACCUUUAAAGAAACUGUAACUUUAAAAUGGUGUACACCAAGAACCAACAGUGUUGAACUGCACUAUUGCACUGGAGCUUACAGAAUAUCCCCCGUAGAUGUGAAUAGUCGACCUUCCUCUUGCCUUACUAAUUUUCUUCUUAAUGGUCGUUCUGUGUUGUUGGAACAACCUCGGAAAUCAGGCUCUAAAGUAAUUAGUCAUAUGCUCAGCAGUCAUGGAGGGGAGAUUUUUCUGCACGUUUUAAGCAGUUCUCGGUCCAUUCUGGAAGAUCCUCCUUCAAUUAGUGAAGGAUGUGGUGGUAGAGUCACAGACUACAGGAUUACAGAUUUUGGUGAAUUUAUGAGGGAAAACAGACUUACGCCUUUUCUAGACCCUCGAUACAAGAGUGAUGAAAGUGUUGAGGUUCCUUUGGAACGAGCCAAAGAUCAGUUGGAGAGACAUACUCGUUACUGGCCAAUGAUUAUCUCACAAACUACCAUAUUCAACAUGCAGGCGGUAGUGCCAUUAGCUAGUGUUAUUGUAAAAGAAGCACUCUCAGAUGAAGAUGUGCUAAACUGUCAGAAAACAGUUUACAAUUUGGUAGACAUGGAGAGGAAAAAUGAUCCAUUGCCAAUAUCAACUGUAGGGACAAGAGGAAAAGGGCCUAAAAGAGAUGAACAGUACAGGAUUAUGUGGAAUGAACUGGAGACUCUUGUUAGAGCACACAUAGCCAAUUCGGACAAACACCAACGAGUCUUAGAGUGUCUUCUGGCUUGCAGAAGCAAACCUCCUGAAGAAGAGGAACGAAAGAAACGAGGAAGGAAAAGAGAAGAGAAGGAGGACAAGUCAGAGAAAGCAGGAAAAGACUAUGAAUCAGAAAAAUCCUGGCAAGAAUCAGAAAGGCUAAAAAGCUUGCUAGAUCGUGAAAAGGAAGAACUGGCAGAAGCAGAAGUAAUAAAGGAUUCACCCGAUUCUCCUGAACCACCCAACAAAAAGCCCCUCAUUACAAUGGAUGAAAUACCAACCAUUGAAAAAAACAAAGGUCCAGUAUCUCUGCUGUCCUUAUGGAGCAACAGAAUCAACACUGCAAACUCGAGGAAACAUCAAGAAUUUAUUGGUCGUUUGAACUCUGUCAAUAAUAGGGCUGAAUUGUAUCAACAUCUCAAAGAGGAGAAUGGAAUGGAAACAACAGAAAAUGGGAAAGCUGGCCGGCAAUGAAUAUUGUAUCAAAUAACUGAUUUGCAAAUUGCAUAAAUUUCUCUAUGCUUAAUUUGAUAAUUGUAUCAAAUUGUACAGUUUUGUUGCUUCUAUUGAUUUUUACAUUUUACUAAUUUUAGUCUUUUUCUAUGAAAAUGCAAAAUCUGAAUGCUGCGUUGGACAUGUAAAUCAUUUUGCCUGCAUCCCUUUUUGAAACUAUGAUUGAAUAAAGCAAUGUGUUUAUUUCCAAA